Messenger RNA from Fonsecaea nubica, 1269 nucleotides. RefSeq lists its product as hypothetical. Gene Ontology annotation, molecular function: ATP binding; phosphotransferase activity, alcohol group as acceptor. The transcript has a single exon. Bases 1 to 1269 code for a protein of 422 amino acids. The record is from RefSeq and is a predicted model, not a curated record. NCBI's taxonomy places the organism in Eukaryota, Fungi, Ascomycota, Eurotiomycetes, Chaetothyriales, Herpotrichiellaceae. Gene Ontology annotation, biological process: amino sugar metabolic process; peptidoglycan turnover.
AUGCCUUAUAUCAUUGGGCUUAAUAGUGGUUCCUCUUUCGACGGAAUCGACGCUGUUCUGUGUAGUGUCGAUAUUGCCUCAGAUGGCCAUCCGAGUCGUCCAAGGUAUAUACACGGCAUCUCUGAACCGUGGCCAGAGGAGUUGCAGUCCGAUAUUUUGCGGGCUUUCUCCAAUGACCUCCCGGUGUUUGACCUGUGCAGGCUAAACUAUGCUGCAGGUGCCGCCUAUGCCGAGAUAACCAACAAGUUGCUCGACAAGGUGGGAAUGGUACCAGAAGAUAUUGAUGUUGUCGGUUAUGACGGCCAAACAGUCUACCAAGAGCCUCCCGACAGAGACAGGCAACAAGAAUAUGGUGCAAGCGCGAGCCAAAGCCUGGUUGAUCGAUGGACAAAGGGUGGAUUUGCAUGCGGUCUUUUCAUCGUCGAGUCCGGUGUUGUCACAGCCCUGACCAACGUCACAACUGUCACCCAGUUUCGCCCGAUUGACCAUGCAUUGGGAGGUUCAGGGGCGCCGCUCAUGCAGUAUCUCGAUUUCUGCUCAUUCCGCAAUGAAGGGCCCGUCGUUUCCCUAAAUAUCGGUGGCAUUGCCAAUCUGCAACUUGCUGCCGCAGAACGGCAGAAGAUGAUGGCAUUUGACACUGGUCCGGGCAACGUGAUGAUCGACCAUGUGAUGAAAGUUCGAGAAGGCAAGCCAUAUGAUGCUGGGGGUGCAGUGGCAGCCAGAGGCCAAGUGAUUCCUACACUUUUGGAGAGGCUUGAAGGUCACCAAUUCUUCCUCCGGAAACCACCUCGUUCGGCAUGGCGCCUGGACUUCGGGGGCCAGCAUGUGGACACAAUCCUGCACGAUUACAGAACUGCAUCGACCGAGGAUCUGUUGUCGACUCUCACACUUUUCACGGCAAAGGCAAUCGAGCGAUCGCUUGUUGAAUUCAUUCUGCCCAAAGCGGCUGUAAAGACGGUCGUUGCCAGUGGAGGUGGUACCAAGAACGAGACGCUCAUGAGGCACCUGAAGGGGAUGCUGGCCCUACACGGUGUAGAUCUUCGCAUCAGCGAUGAAUAUGGGCUUCCUGCCCCAUUCAAGGAAGCCAUCAAGUUUGCAAUUUUGGCAUUUGCGUGCAAACAGGGGCUGGCCAACAAUAUUCCCGCGGCUGGCGGAGCCUCCUCCUUUGCUGUCCUGGGCAAACUGAGCUUGGCACCUAGACUAGCAAAGAACGGUGGUGUCAUCUCAGAAAGUGACAUCCGUCCGGGGGAUGGAUUGGAUGAGAGCUGA